This is a messenger RNA of Spizellomyces punctatus DAOM BR117, 3204 nucleotides long. RefSeq lists its product as uncharacterized. The coding region runs from base 591 to 2522 and encodes 643 amino acids. Gene Ontology annotation, biological process: transmembrane transport. NCBI's taxonomy places the organism in Eukaryota, Fungi, Chytridiomycota, Chytridiomycetes, Spizellomycetales, Spizellomycetaceae. The record is from RefSeq and is a predicted model, not a curated record. The transcript is spliced from 7 exons. Gene Ontology annotation, molecular function: transmembrane transporter activity.
AACCAGCAAGGAGUGUGCUAAUGUUGUGGAAGUAUCGAGGCAGUGCCAACCAGCUGUCGAACACACCACGCUCGUUGCGGCCAAAAUGGUGUGCAAAUGCUGCUCUCACCGGAGCUUUGCACCUGUCGGCAGCGCUCCUUUUUGUCAAGCACGAGCUGCACGACGUUUUUACUCCUUACAAACAAUAGUCAUGCAUCGAUUAAGGUUCAUCUACCGCCCUCCAAAAAAAAACCCCAACGCAUAAAAGUCAACACCCAACUUCCCGACCUGCCAAAUACGCGCUGGUUGUUUUCCAUUUUUCUAUUUUUUUUUAGACGGCGGCCUAAAGAAAGAAAGCCAGAAGCCAAAACACGUUUUAAGGAAAGGGCCGCCUUGGAACACUCAGAACUGAUUAAAGUUAUGCGCAGUGAUUGCGCAUAUUCAUAAAAAAAAGAAGAGAAUUAAAAACCAAAAAAAAAAAAAAAAGUUGGACCAAAGUCAGAAUCGGAGCUCUUUGAACGUUGAGGUUCUUUUGGCGCUCAUCGAUUCCAUUUGUUUGGCGAGAGCCCAGCAUCUGUCCAGUACUGAAACCCUCACAAUUUGACUGUCCAAUGUCCCUCUUUGACGACUUUUUCCACCCUGCCCGUCAGUCGGCGACGGGCAAUCCUGUCCUGCGUGAUCCAGCGAUGGUGGAGCCCCACGGCAGUACCAUUGUCCUUGGUACCAGUCCAACCCGCACGGGUUUUCAUCGCCGGACGAGCAGUGGUACCACUCACAUAUCCCAUCAUCGCCGACGUCCAAGUAUGGCACCAGGAAUGGCUCAGAUAGAAGAGAUCGUCGUAUCAGUAGAUGUCCCUUCACGAACGAUCGAGACACAAGAUCCGACCGAGCAGAACAGUCCGCCCCAUGUAGAAACACAGAGUCAACCUAUUCAACCUCACACCCCAGACAGCAUUCUACCGAGGUCUCCUGCAUCUGAGACUGCGGCUCCAGGAAAAGGCUUGCCAUCACCUACCGGCCAGCCAUCAGAUGUGCUUUACCGCGGCAUGUCUCGGGACAGCGAGAUGACAUAUGUAGAUUCAAAACAAACCAAUUACCUUGCAACCAUUGCGUCGAUCUUGGGAAACCGAUCUAGAAAAUCAGACGAUGAUAAUGCCACGGUUAGAACAGCACCCUCGAUUUGGACAUCCAGCCGAAAAUCCAGUUAUUGCUCAACUUGCGAUGGUUACGAUGUGGAAAAAAGUAAAGAUCACCGAUCUGAGCACACAAUUAUCAGUGGAAUCGAUACUGUAGAUCUGUUAAAAAAGCGUGAUUUCUUGAUCAAGCUGUCGAGAGCUUUCGCAAUGUACGGUGCGCCAAGUCAUCGACUAGAGUUCCAUUUGAGAACUGUCUCAGAUGCACUAGAAGUUGAGAGUAACUUUAUUGUAUUGCCUGGUCUCAUCCUCAUUAGCUUCGGGAACGAAGAUCACUCAUCUACCACGCACCUCGUCAAAGCCCCACAAGGUUUCAACAUGUCGAAACUUUCCGCCGUCAAUGCACUAUGUCAUGUGCUCGAAACAGGCGAGAUAUUGAUUGAUGACGCUCUUAAGCGGCUCCAAGAUAUUCGCUCAGAAGCCGAGUACUCUCGUCCCCUCUUCCUGUCUACAUUCCCAGUCGUUUCCUUUGGCAUCAGCAUCAUUGGUUUUGGAACAAAUUGGGUUGAAGCCGGUGUUUCCGCCUUUUUUGGACUGGUUGUCGGUUGUUUAUGUUUGGCGGCUGCUCGCUAUCCAAGCUUCACGUAUUUGCUGGACUUUGCGUCGGCAUUAGUGGUCAGUUUCUUGGCACGGGUCUUCAAAAGCAUUUCCCGUGAUGAGUGCUUCCAUGAAACGCUUGUUACUCUCAGUGCACUUGCGGUGCUCUUACCGGGUCUGUCGCUCACAAUCAGUAUCAUCGAAAUAUCCACACGCAAUAUGGUGUCUGGCACAGUGAGAAUGUUUCAUGCACUUUUUACUGCUAUGCUUCUUGGUUUCGGAAUGUCUGUCGGUCCUCUAUUGUUUGGCCAGCAAGCGAACACCUCACAACCCGCCUACUGCGGCACGAACGACCCCGUCUCCCCAUAUUGGUACUUUUUGCUCUUCCCGCCAAUGUCUAUCUGCAUUUGCAUCUUCUUUGAAGCACGGCCUCGACAAUGGACCAUCAUGACCUUCGUUUCCGCGUUGGGAUUUGUCGCCUAUUACUUCUUGAACCAAAUACCGUCUCUCCGUGCCAAUGCGCAGCUUCCAAUGGUUCUUUCUGCUCUCGUGAUUGGGCUCUCUUCGAAUAUCUAUGCCCGAAUCACCCACGAUGCCGCCGUCGCGCCUAUCCUGGCUGGUAUAUUGUUGUUGGUCCCCGGUAGUGUGGGAGUUAGAAGUACCCUUGGUUUUUUGGGAGCGAAUGCGUCGGAUGGUACGAAUUUCGCGUUUCAAAUGCUCAUCAUUGGAAUGAGUAUCACGAUAGGACUAUUCACCGCCUCCCUCAUCGUCUGGCCUAUCAGGGGCCCCAAACUCAGCAACAUGACCAUUUAGUACCCAAGUCAACACAGAAAAGAGAACCUCAUACAUCCUCGAGAGGGGUUUAAUUUUAAUUGUACAUAUUGAACGGCAGCGGGAAAUGUCUCUAAUAACAUAAUGAUCACGGCCUCCAAUAUUGCGACAAAAGCAAGGAAGCGGAUAUGUAUCGUCCGGAUGCUCCUUAGGUUCUUAGAUGGCCCGCAAAAUGCAAGCGAGUUACCACCGGUAUUUGGGAGAGCUAUAUUCUUAGGGCUCCCGCAAACAUCAUUAUUUACAAAACUAUCGUGUGGCCUCAUUAUGGCUUCGAGCGGUGUUCCUAACUGGAAGUACGAUCGCGGCUUUUUGACGGCCGCGCUGACGGUGUGGGCGCCCUUCCACUGUGAGAUGUGCGCCGGGUAUCAGAGCCGCGCACCGAAUCAUGGUUUGACGGGGGCCUUGCGUUGGAGACUCGGCGUGUAUGGUCUCGUGGAGUUGGUGGAGCCUCUGCAGGCAAUGGUGGUGGCGGCUGGUGGGAGCGUAGCGGUUCUGUAGGGAGAAAAGGGGAGGAACCACCAAGAGGCGGUUGGGAUUGAGUUGUGUGAUUUGCUGUGCUCCAUGGGGCAGAGUGGUCACUGAAUCGGGGGGAUGUUUGCUGUGGAGUCUUAGAGGGACUUGAAGGGGAGGGUGUCACUGGAGUAACCUGACGCACCACGGAAGA